Molecule: messenger RNA, 183 nt
Organism: Melampsora larici-populina 98AG31
Lineage: Eukaryota; Fungi; Basidiomycota; Pucciniomycetes; Pucciniales; Melampsoraceae
Exons: 2
Coding region: 1-183 (60 amino acids)
Biological process (GO): tRNA 3'-terminal CCA addition
Molecular function (GO): RNA binding; ATP:3'-cytidine-cytidine-tRNA adenylyltransferase activity
Source: RefSeq, a predicted model, not a curated record
AUGAGACGUGAUAUAACGAUAAAUGCAUUAUCUCAUGAUAUUCAUAAUGAUCAAAUCGAAGAUCAAACUGAAUUAGGCCUGCAAGAUUUAAAGAAUGGUUUGAUUAAAACACCUUUACCUGCUUUAGAAACUUUCAAACAUGAUCCACUUCGAGUAUUACGUUGUAUGAGGUUUUCAAGUUGA